AUGAAUAAUAUUGUACCUUCGAGAAAACGGGAACAUCCUGUCGAAUUAGAAAUAGAUCAGUUGGUUACAGAAAGAGCUAAAAAACGUUAUGUCUCUGAGUUUUUGUCCUCAGAGUUGACUGCCUUGUCUUUACAUGGCGGCCUUGAGAGCGAAGGCCUGUCGAAUAAUAAUAAUGUUGAACAAGAAGAAAAUGGUAAAAUGGAAUUAGACAGUGAUCAAGAAUCUCAAGUUUCGCAAGGAAGAAAAACCACAGUUUCUUUUACAAGACGAAAGCAUGUGGUCAUGGUUACAGAUCUCGACGUAGAAACAGAUUCAGAACAUAGUGAAGAAGAAAAAAGCACCGCUUUUGAGAUUCCAAGUGAGAUUCGAAAAUCAUUGAAGAAGAUACCAAAAGAAUUGUUGGUUCCGAGGACGGAAAAUCCAGUACGGGCAUUGGUUUUAUAUCAACGACCUCCUUGGUUACCUCAAGAUUCUUUUACACAUUCGCGGAUUAAAGAGAUGGUUCAUGAGCGACGAAUUAGUGAUAUAAUGGAGAACGGUAAACUUUCGCCAAUCCCUGAAGAUCCGACUUCUCCUAUUGUAGAAAUGGAAAUGGAUUUAGAUGCGAAUUUGGAAUGUGAAAUUAACAAAAAUUAUGAAGGAUAUUCGGCCGACGACGACGAAAACGUAAUGGAAUUGUGA
Messenger RNA from Funneliformis caledonium, 681 nucleotides. NCBI's taxonomy places the organism in Eukaryota, Fungi, Glomeromycota, Glomeromycetes, Glomerales, Glomeraceae. The record is from the annotation of a GenBank genome assembly.